GUAAACACUUACCAAGGCCGGAAUGGAGCACGUAAUUUCCAUGGAGUUCCAUUUGAGAAAAGUUGAAAGAAAAGAAGCUGGUGAAUCAAGCAGAGAGAAUGAUCAACCUGUCGUUGUCGAUGGAGACACCCAUACGCUGACUAUUACACUCCAAGAGAGAGGCACUACUAGUACCAGUUCCAAGGAAGAGAAGUUUAACAAAUUAAAGGAGGCGCAAGCCAAAGUGCAACUAGGAACAACACCAAAGAUAAGUCAGGUUUUAAUGCUGCGAGGUCACAAGCAUUACCGAAAGUACUGUGAGCCGAGAGUGGUAUCACUCGGUCCUAUCCAUCAUGGUAAGUCUAAAUAUCAGCUAACAGAGGAGUACAAGCUUAUGUUGGCAGACAAAUUCAUUGGAAAAACUGGCAGGACUGUUGAAGAAUUGUAUGGUAUUAUUGAGGAUAAUAUCAAAGAACUGAGGGAGUGCUAUGAUGAGAAAGUGACACGGAAAUAUAGUGAUGAGGACCUUGCUUGGAUGUUGUUUGUGGACGGCUGUGCAACAUUGCAGUUCAUAGACUUGGUUGCUCAUCCUGAUCAGAAGGUCAAAGAUUUCAAAAUUAAAAACGAUCAAGUGGCCUUUGUGGAGCAAGAUUUGUUCUUGUUGGAGAAUCAACUUCCUUAUCAACUCCUCGACUAUUUAGUGACAAAUACUCAAAAUAGUGAACAUAGAGAGAGUUUGAAGACGUCGAUCCAAAGUUUCAUCAAUAUGCACAGCAGGCCAGUUGAAGAUACAAAACCCCCAUCUGAUGAAGAUACAAAACCCCCAUUUGAUGAAAAUGCCGUCCAUCUUCUUGAUCUUCUGCGGAAAAGACUUCUAGGUAAGACUGGCAAGGAAGAAGAUAGUACUGAGGAGGAUAAAUCUGGCGAGAAACGCCCCUGCUGCUUUUGGAAAACUGUGACCGACAAACAUAGUUCUAAGCAUAAGAAGGACAAGAAAGGUCAAAAUUCUAGGAAAGAUUGGCAUUCAUUUCGUAAUGUGCAGGAGCUUAGAGAGGUAGGAAUCCAUUUGGAGACCAGCCAAAGUAGUUGCUUGGGAGAGAUAAAAUUCACAAAAAAAUGGAAUUUCUACCCUGGAAUCCUUCAGCUUCCUCCAAUAACAGUGGAUGACUCAACUGGGCCUAAGUUCUUUAACUUAAUAGCCUACGAGAUGUGUCCGGAUUUCGAGAAUGACUUUGGGAUCACCUCUUACAUAUCCUUCCUUGAUUCACUUAUUGAUGAACCCAAAGACGUUAUAGACCUCAGAAAAGCCGGCAUACUCCGCAACCUCCUUGGCAGCGACGAAGAAGUGGCUCUCGUCUUCAAUGAGAUAGGCACUGACUUGGUGCCUAACCCCGUAAUGUAUAGAGAAGUCAGAGUUCAAAUCCAGAAUUAUAUUGAAAUGAAGUCAAUGACUUGGAUAUCUCAAGUUAUUCAUACCCAUUUCGACAGCCCCUGGACGGUCAUUGCCUUCCUUGCCGCGUUCUUUGUACUUGGUCUCAGUGUCGUACAAACGGUGUACUCUAUCUUGGCAUAUUAUUAAGGGUAAAAAGAAACACCACCCCUAAUAUAAAUGACCAUAACCACACUGAUUCUAUGUCUUUUCAGAUUGUUGUUCAAUAAAAGUACCUGUAAGAGUUCUGUAACUGUCAGGAUUUCACAUAGGCCUUUCUCUCUCUCUGGUACACAUCCUCUAUGGCUACUAUGUCAUGCCCUUUGUUUACUUUUCUUUUGUCGAACUCCCUUGUUCGUUUAAAUAAGUCAGUGUGGACAAUGUACUUGAUUCUUAAUUAAUUUGAUGUAAUGUGUGUUUGAGAUAAAAACAUGAUAUUUAUCUGCCAGAAUUUUACGU
Molecule: messenger RNA, 1867 nt
Organism: Quercus lobata
Lineage: Eukaryota; Viridiplantae; Streptophyta; Magnoliopsida; Fagales; Fagaceae
Product: UPF0481 protein At3g47200-like
Exons: 2
Coding region: 23-1558 (511 amino acids)
Source: RefSeq, a predicted model, not a curated record